Myzus persicae (green peach aphid) is the source of this 1982-nucleotide messenger RNA. Its product is annotated as potassium voltage-gated channel protein Shaw-like. Gene Ontology annotation, molecular function: delayed rectifier potassium channel activity. Gene Ontology annotation, biological process: potassium ion transmembrane transport. NCBI's taxonomy places the organism in Eukaryota, Metazoa, Arthropoda, Insecta, Hemiptera, Aphididae. The transcript has 3 exons. The annotation marks the transcript as partial. The record is from RefSeq and is a predicted model, not a curated record. Gene Ontology annotation, cellular component: voltage-gated potassium channel complex; dendrite membrane; axon.
CACAGGGAUACGCAAGAAACGCUCGCGGUUUUGGACCGGCUAGACUUGGAUACGGAGAAGCCUAGUGACGAAGAGAUGGCUCGAAAAUUCGGUUUCGAGGAGGCGUUCUUUCAGGGUAGACUCACCUGGUGGCAGCGGUUCAAGCCCCAGCUGUGGUCCAUGUUCGACGAACCGUAUUCGUCGAAUGCUGCCAAGAUCAUCGGCAUCGUGUCCGUGUUCUUCAUAUGCGUGUCGAUCCUGUCGUUUUGCCUGAAAACGCACCCGAACAUGCGGGUGCCGAUCAUCAAGAACAUCACGGUGAACACUUCGCACAACACGACCGCCUGGGUGCUGGACAAGACGCAGACGAACGCGCACGAGGCGUUCUUCUACAUCGAGUGCGUGUGCAACGCAUGGUUCACGUUCGAGAUCAUGGUGCGGUUCAUCGCGUCGCCGAACAAGUGUGAGUUCGUCAAGGCGUCAGUGAACAUCAUCGACUACAUCGCCACGCUGUCGUUCUACAUCGACCUGAUACUGCAGAAGUUCGCGUCGCACCUGGAAAACGCCGACAUACUCGAGUUCUUCUCCAUCAUCCGGAUCAUGCGGCUGUUCAAGCUCACCCGACACUCGUCCGGGCUGAAGAUCCUGAUGCAGACGUUCCGGGCGUCCGCCAAGGAGCUGACGCUGCUGGUGUUCUUCCUGGUGCUGGGCAUCGUGAUAUUCGCCAGCCUGGUGUACUACGCGGAGCGCAUCCAGGCCAACCCGCACAACGACUUCAACAGCAUACCACUCGGCCUGUGGUGGGCCCUGGUCACGAUGACCACCGUCGGUUACGGUGACAUGGCCCCGAAAACUUACGUGGGCAUGUUCGUGGGAGCCCUGUGCGCGCUGGCCGGUGUGCUCACCAUCGCCCUGCCCGUUCCAGUCAUCGUUUCCAACUUUGCCAUGUACUACUCGCACACGCAGGCCCGGGCCAAGCUGCCCAAGAAGCGGCGCCGGGUGUUGCCCGUCGAACAGCCCCGUGGGCCCCGGCUGCCCGGCCAGGGCCCGGCGCCCCAACAACAGAUGAACCAGCCCGGGUGCGGCAUGGGCGGCAUCGGCGUCGGCGGCGGUGGCCACGGGCCGUGCGCCGGCGUCGGCGGUCUGCCGCCGAACGUGGCCGGAGCGCCGGUCAACACGACGGGCGUGCCGGCCGUCAACCGGCGGAUGAACGCCAUCAAGAGCAAUCAUCCCAAAGACGGGGCGGGACCCAAAGUCGUUGGCGUUGCAAUGACGUUGAACCCGAACGGAGUGGGAGUGAAAGCCGAACCGGUGAUGUCCACAGGUGUCGGCGGCGUCGGCGGCCCGAGGAAACAGUCGGCCACGAAGACGUGAAUGGCCAUAAUGGCGGAUUGCGGCGACGGCCGUGGUAGCGGAACGUUUAUUCUAAAAUACGAGUGGAAAUCGAGGAUCAAAAAUCGUUUGUUAUUUUUUUUCGUUUUUAAGUUUCAUUGUUUUUCCAAAAACAAGACAAAAUACACUCCCGUUACGAUAUAAUAAUAAUAUGUAUUACCCAUGAUAUGAUAUAAUAUAAUUUGUAUUCCGAGUAUUAUUAUUAUUACUAUACGACGGCAGUUGUAGGUAUGCUAUCUAUAUUUAUAACAUUAUUAUUGCUAUUAUUAUUAUUAUUAUUAUUAACUUUAGAGAAACUCCAGUCCUGUCAUGAUGUACAAAUUUAUCUUUUAAUAUACUAUUAAACUGCACGCACACACAAAAAAACGACCAAAACACGACCAAGUAAUGUGUAUGCAUUAAUAUUUCUGACCAAAGAUCCACGACGUUCGGAGGUACCUACACGGGCAGCAGCCACUACUUAGUAGGUAGUUGGUAUAAUAUUUGCGCCCCCUCCCCCCCCUCUCAUCGUCAUCGUUAGAACAAUAAUAUUAUAGUACAGCCUCUCGUUGCCAUUGUAUGCGCAUCGAGUAACACGUGGUGUAAAUAUUUGAUUUUUGAUUUUUUUUUUU